Molecule: messenger RNA, 348 nt
Organism: Rodentolepis nana
Lineage: Eukaryota; Metazoa; Platyhelminthes; Cestoda; Cyclophyllidea; Hymenolepididae
Source: the annotation of a GenBank genome assembly
AUGCGGGGCGAUUUCUGCUCCUUCUGCACCCUAGCAGGUGUGUUCAUUGAAAGGGAGGGGGGGGGGAGGAGUGAAUUGUUAUCAGAACUUCCAUCUCUCUGCCUUGGCGGUGCUACUUCGCACCAGGAGUAUGAGCGCGUAUUAUGCUCACCUGAGGGGAAUAGGAACGCGUCAACCAACCAGAGAGUUUCCUACACAGUGAGAGCACAGCUAAAACACCGAUUAGCGCUCACCACAAGAAAAGUCAUCGACUCUCUUUUACGCUGGGUCUCUGUUCCUCCUGUCAGUUACCAACGGCAUUGGGCUUCUCUCUUUUCUGGGCGUUUUAGCCCUUUACUUCUGGCUUAA